AUGGUGACUCGCGAGGUGCGGAUCAAGCAGGGCUGGCUGCAGGGCCUGGUGAUGGAGCUGCAGAGCCCGAACCUCGGCCCCGUGGACGCCUUCCUGGGCGUGCCGUACGCGCUGGCGCCCGUCGGCUCCAAGCGCUUCGUGCCGCCGUCGGCGCCGCCGCCGUGGGAGGGCCUGCGAGAGGCGUUCAGCUACGCGCCCGUCUGCCCGCAGCGGCCGCCCAACAUGCAGGACGUCAGCGACGAGCGCUACAACUACCUCAAGCGCCUGCUGCCGUACCUCUCCAACACCAGCGAGGACUGCCUCUACCUCAACAUCUACGUCCCGCAACAAGGUAGGCACGCGCUUUCGCACCACCGACUGCCGGGCACUUAA
Molecule: messenger RNA, 372 nt
Organism: Schistocerca americana (American grasshopper)
Lineage: Eukaryota; Metazoa; Arthropoda; Insecta; Orthoptera; Acrididae
Product: neuroligin-3-like
Exons: 1
Coding region: 1-372 (123 amino acids)
Biological process (GO): synaptic vesicle endocytosis; modulation of chemical synaptic transmission; presynaptic membrane assembly
Cellular component (GO): postsynaptic membrane; synapse; cell surface
Molecular function (GO): neurexin family protein binding; signaling receptor activity
Source: RefSeq, a predicted model, not a curated record